GCAUACAGCUGCUUGCUUGUCCAGCCACCCGGUGAAAUUUUUUUUGCUUUCCUUGUACAGCUGUAAAACAAAUUGUUACUCUUAUUCUUUUCAAUAAAUUUUGCUCUCCAAAAACAAAAUGGCAGCGUUACGGAUACUGUGCAUGGUCAUUUUCGCGGUUACCGGCGCCGUAGAAGUUUCCAGAGAGGAAUCUGCCAUCCAGUCAAGCUGCACCCUAACCGAACACGCUUUUAGUAUUCAGGACGUUGUCGCCAUCAGAGCGGAGAAUCGAAAGCGGAGCGAUGACAUAUUUGCCGAACAGAUUAUACGCCCAUGGCUCCUGGCUUUUAAUGGGCUUGCGCACUCUGUCGCCGUCACUGUCAACGAUGACGUUGAACACCAACCAUCGGUUUCAACGGACGACUGGACUAUUCGAAUUCUUACGUUUAGCGUCAGUGGUAAGGCGAGCGUGCCGUUGAACAUGACCGCUAUGCAGAACGAAGUCCACAGCACCAUCAGUAAAGCCGGAUUCGAGGACGUAUUAGCCGUAUUAAAGCCGCUGUAAUGUUGUUCAAGCGGUUUACCAUUUCGUGAUAACUUAUUGUGACCGACUUACCAUGAAUGCAGCCAAGCUGCGUUCAUGGUUCAUUUUAAUCGGAAGUUGAUCGAACUGAAUAUAAUCCUGGUUUUACUUUGAGUCUUCUUUUAA
Messenger RNA from Paramacrobiotus metropolitanus, 688 nucleotides. RefSeq lists its product as uncharacterized. Lineage: Eukaryota; Metazoa; Tardigrada; Eutardigrada; Parachela; Macrobiotidae. The transcript has 2 exons. The record is from RefSeq and is a predicted model, not a curated record. Bases 119 to 544 code for a protein of 141 amino acids.